UUAAAUUGUAAAAUUUGCAAAACCGGAAAUAGCCCACACGUCAAAACAUAUUGAAAAUGAAUUUCCUAGGGUCGUUUUUUGGUUUCUUUAAUGAUAAUGACAGUUAAUACAACAUGGAUGGAAUCUUUUGGACAAGGACUGAGAAGAAACAAUGGAUGAUUGGGCUAUUCUGUGGAUGUGCGACUCUAUACUCAUGCCGGACAGUUAUGCCACUGGUGGCUGUUCCUAUGGCCAAAGAGAUGGGAUGGGACAAAACAGAGUCUGGGUCAGUGUUGUCAGCAUUUUUCUGGGGCUACACAAUGACCCAGUUUCUCGGAGGCUAUUUGAGCGACCGAGUGGGUGGUGAUGUUGUCCUACCCAUCGCGGCAUGCUGUUGGUCUCUCGUCACGUUCUGGACGCCACAACUGACCUACCUGUUUGAAGAUAAAUAUCUUACUCUACGGUUGAUUAUCUUUUCUAGAGUGCUACUUGGAGUCUUUCAAGGUUUUCACUACCCUGGUUUUAGUUCUUUAAUCUCGCGGAAGAUUCCCGAACAUGAGCGUUCCCUAACUUACAGUAUAGUUUGCUCUGGUUCCCAUCUCGGAACGCUGUUUUGUGGAAGUAUAGGAUCUCUUAUACUAGAGUCAUAUGGAUGGCAAAUAGUAUUUUAUUUUCUAGGCCUGAUUGGUUUGAUUUGGAUGCUAUGUAUGCGUUACCUGCUGAUCGAUCGACACCGUCAGAAGUACCUACCUGUGAUAUUGUCUGAGAAGAAACCCCCUCCUAAGGAAACAUCCACUCCCUGGACGAGCCUCUUCUUUAAAUCAGCAUUCUGGUCUCUCAUCAUUGGUCAUUUCUGUGAGAACAACGCAUUCUUUAUUCUGUUGUCAUGGCUUCCAACAUACUUCCAUGAAAACUUCCCUGAUGCCAAGGGCUGGGUGUUCAACGUAGUUCCGUGGGUUGUAACUAUACCCAGCUCCAUAUUUGGCGGUUGGCUCGCUGACCUCAUGAUUACCAAAGGUUGGAGUGUAACUUUUGUAAGAAAGUUUAUGAAUACAAUCACAAUGUUGGGUACAGCGUUUUUCCUGGUGGUAAUCUCAUACACAACGUCAUACGAGGGUGCGCUUGUGUGUAUGGCACUUGCGGUCGCGUGCUGCGGAUUCCACAACAGCGGCAUUCUAGUCAACCCACAGGACAUAGCACCUAAACAUGCAGGAUCUGUGUUUGGCAUCAUGAAUAUGGCAGGGGCUAUCCCGGGGUUCAUAGGGGUGUACAUGGCGGGCCAUAUUCUUGAAGUGACUAAGAGCUGGAGUGCAGUGUUUAAUCAGACAGCGGCUGUGUCAGUGUUUGGAUGGAUCGUCUACACUAUAUUCGGCACUGGAAAACAAAUCAUCUGAAAGAUCCAGUGAAGAUUUCAGGCAACUCAUGAUUCACUUUUGAAAACAAGAAAUCUGAACGAUUCAGUGACAAUUGCUGACAAUAUGUGAUUCUCUUGUGAAAAAAAAAUCAUCUGAAUGAUCCAGGCCAGUGAAGAUAGCUGGUUAUUUGUGAUUCUGUUGUGAUAUUUGUUGGUGCAUAAUGUGUGUACAGAUGCAUAAUGCAUACCUCACAAAUAUUUGUGAGGGUUUAAAUGGGUCCAUAAAGUUUUAUUAGACGGGAGUUUUUUAGCCAGUGGUGAGACAGAGACAGAGAUAUGGAUAUUUUUCUAGAAAAUGUUUAAGGGAUUGAUGUAAAGAUUCUUUUUAUUUUCACUUAUAUUUGAUAUAAUGAUUUGUUGUCCUGUAAGAGCUUUUCACUCAUGUCUAUAUCCACAUUUGUCAAAAAUACCAAGAAAUAAGGGUUCAUCUAAUUGAUGGCUCUGCAGGGUUGGGGAGGCGGGAGUGAUAUCCUUACCCCUUAAUAUCUCAACACCUUGUGGAACAUUACUGAUUACCCCCCCAUCCCACCUCCCCACCCCCUAGCUGAUCAGCGCAACUGGAUUGAGAUGGUGAACACAUGCUAGAAUCAACAACUAGUCUUAUGGGGUUUUUUGUAUUUAACAUCUCAGUUGUAAAUAAUUAACACCAUUAUGUAAAUAAUUUCUUCAAAUUCAAAGUGUAACCCUGAAGACAAACAUUAAAAAAUUCUUGCACCAAAAAAAACUGGUGUCACUCAAUUUCAAGAGGCUUGUGUUAUCAGAUCGGAAAAGAGUAAAAAUCUUGUUUAGAAAACAGUGUGUGUUUUCUGAUCAGUUUAAGGCCGAAAUUUAGAGGAAUUCCUAGUGCUAAAAUCCCAACAAGGGAAAGAAAAUUUCAUUUUUUUAAAUAUUAAACAAUUCUGUGAAAGGAUGAUUUCAGUCAGAAAUAAAAGUAUUUGUGAAAAGAUUAUCUUUUCUCUCAGGAACGAACCUUAUCACAGUCACUUACUACCCCUGUCUAUUUUCAUAUAGCUUUUAUGUAUACAUAUAUAUAUAUCUUGGAUAAAUGGGAAUUCAGAAUUUUAGGAAAAUCAAUGCAUUUUUUUCCAAUGAGAAAGGCCUAAGCCUAUUUCUCAAAGUGGUGAAAAAACAUUGGAUUAAGAUAAAAUACUUAUUGAUAUGUAUUGGUAGACUGUUACAAUCUUGUAUUGACUGGUAUUAGUUUUAGUAAGUUAAUGUUUUGUUUUAUUAAUGAUGUAAUUGUAGUUUGUUAAUGUUAAUCAUAGUAAUGAAAUGUGUAAAAACUUCUUAUUAUCAUACAGGGAUGGUAAUGUUCAGCUCUAGGAUUAAUCCUGAAAUCCAGAUUGAGGCUUUCAAUUUCAGACUAUCGUACUGUUAUAAAGUUAGUUUUUGGCAAAAGCUUUGCCUAAAAAUUGGCAAAAAUACCUUGAAUUGGAUUUAAAUGGCUUUGGACACAAUCUCAACAUGGGGUAUAUAAUGUCUGUAGCCUUGCUUGGGGACUGAAUCCUUAUACUCACACUAAAUUUUCAGAAUUGGAAUUUCUGUGUGUUCAAUCGGUAAUCCUCGGCCUUCUCCACCGUACGAAGACUAUCAGCAAGUUAAAACUGAUACACAGUAAAGAGUAUAAUUGCAUAAAUAAUUAAUAUUCCUUAGAGUGUAUUCCUUAAUCUAAACUGCUGUGUUGAAAUUACUUAGGGAUCUACAUGCAGCCUAGUAAAAUGAAACGAAUUCUGGCAUUGUAAACAUCCAUAUACAUCCAAAGUAUGAAGUUUUGCUGGAAAAUGGCCAAAGUGCUAUGAUUGCUAUCUAUUACCAUCCUCAAUUAUACUGUAUCUUUAUAUGCUGUCAGUGCCAUAGGAAAAUGUGAUGUAACUUUUUUUUAUGAUUAAACCUGUGCUAAGAAGGUCCAAAAAUUAAUUAAAUAUUUACUAUGAUUUUUCUUGCCAAAUUGUUCAUAAAGAUUUAUGCUUCCAAAGAUUGUGCAAGAAAUAUUGUAUCAAACGUUAUUGCCAUUUAGUAUGCAAUGCUAGUGAAUAAUUAAAUGCAUAUUCAUAAACCUUUUUUUAUUAGUAUUAUAGAGUAAACAAUAAUUAUCUUUGGUAUAACUUAAAAUGAAAACAUUGGGCCGAUUGUCCAGAACUUUGUUGAAGUUAUCAUCCUUGUAAACUGCAAUGUUGUUAAUUUUUAAAAAGUGAAAUAUUUUAUAUUGUGAUUAUAUAUUUCAAUAAAGCUAUGACAGAUGUCCAUAUAGCUUAAAGAGCAGUAGAGAUUUGAAAGUUAAGAACAAUGACAAAGUUCUGAACUUUGAACUCCGGUCGAAUGCAUUGAGUUUAGUUUGAAAUUUAUAAGAUACAUUGGUUCAAGAAAAAAAAAUCGGAUUUAAAGGUUGUUAUAGGUAGAUUAUAAAGAUAUUAAAUAUACAUAUAUUAGAUGCUUCCAAAAUAUUUGCCUUCAUGUUUGCUGUAUUUUAAGCUCUUCUAUUUUUUUGAAGAAAAAAAGUCUAGGUAUUUUCAUAGCCAUGGUCAUUGUCGUUGUCAGCAUCUAUUUCAUUGUGCAAAAUCCUUACCUUGCCAUAAUUGUAAAAUUGUUGGUAUUAUAUUUAUUCUUAUGAAACUUGGUACACAUGCUCCCAGGGAAAAUACAGACAUAUGCAAGGCCCAUAACUCUGGCUUUCAUAAUUUUUAAGUAACAAACCUUGAUUGAAUUGGGUAUAAAACAGGACAAGUGUUGACGUUUAAUCUGCAAAAACUUUGUUAUGAUUUAUCACAUUUUGUAAAAUAGAUGGAGAUUGUAGUUAUUUAAACUGUAUUUUGUUCAUGACUUAUUGUUAAAAUGUACAAGUUAAGUCAAUAAACAUGACAAUCCUG
This is a messenger RNA of Mya arenaria, 4260 nucleotides long. Its product is annotated as solute carrier family 17 member 9-like. Gene Ontology annotation, molecular function: transmembrane transporter activity. Lineage: Eukaryota; Metazoa; Mollusca; Bivalvia; Myida; Myidae. Gene Ontology annotation, biological process: transmembrane transport. Bases 114 to 1373 code for a protein of 419 amino acids. The record is from RefSeq and is a predicted model, not a curated record. Gene Ontology annotation, cellular component: membrane. The transcript has 11 exons.